Molecule: messenger RNA, 597 nt
Organism: Hyaloscypha bicolor E
Lineage: Eukaryota; Fungi; Ascomycota; Leotiomycetes; Helotiales; Hyaloscyphaceae
Exons: 3
Coding region: 1-597 (198 amino acids)
Biological process (GO): mitochondrial respirasome assembly
Cellular component (GO): mitochondrion
Source: RefSeq, a predicted model, not a curated record
AUGUCAAAUACACCACUACCCUCGUCUUUUGACGGUGAUAAUGAGUUCUACGAGGAAAACCGCUGGCAGAAAUUCUCGCGGCGGUUGAAAGAGGAGCCUUUGAUACCCUUAGGAUGCGUCCUGACCUGCAUGGCCCUCUUCGGCGCCUCACGCUCCAUCCGCGCCGGCGACCACAACCGCACGAACCGCAUGUUCCGCGCCCGUAUCUAUGCGCAGGGCUUCACACUCGUUGCUAUGAUUGCAGGCAGCGUGUACUGGCAGUCGGAUCGGCAGAAGCGGAAGGAGUUUGAUAAGGUUGUUGAGGAGCGGAAGGCGAGGGAGAAGAAUGAGGCGUGGAUCAGGGAGUUGGAGGCUAGGGAUGAAGAGGAGAAGGAUAUUAGAAGGAUGAGGGAGGCGAGGAGGAGGGGGGUUAGUGUGGAUGUUGUGAGGAACGAGGAUGCGGAGAAGGGGGCGAAGAAGAUGGAGGAGGGGAAGGGGAAGGUGCCGGACCAGCUUGUGGAGAAAGGGGCGGGGUCUGUGGUGGAGGUUGAGACAGAAGCGAAGAAGAAAGGAGUUCUUGAGAGUGUACAAGAAAUGGUCUGGGGCGGGAAGAAAUAA